Messenger RNA from Megachile rotundata (alfalfa leafcutting bee), 1672 nucleotides. RefSeq names its product LIM/homeobox protein Awh. Lineage: Eukaryota; Metazoa; Arthropoda; Insecta; Hymenoptera; Megachilidae. Gene Ontology annotation, biological process: neuron differentiation; regulation of transcription by RNA polymerase II. Gene Ontology annotation, molecular function: DNA-binding transcription factor activity, RNA polymerase II-specific; RNA polymerase II transcription regulatory region sequence-specific DNA binding. The record is from RefSeq and is a predicted model, not a curated record. Gene Ontology annotation, cellular component: nucleus.
UCGGCCGCGUGGUAGGGGCAGAAUCGAGGAUGCCAGUCUUCCCCGGGCCACGGAUCCGGACAGGGUGUUUUCCGAUCGUUUUCGAUCUUACGCAACAACUUUUUUCACUCGGACGAUUUUCUUUCUGAUCCAAUUACUCGUGGACGCUGUUUCAAGUCAACUCGUUCAACCAUGUUACUCGAUGCAGUGUUGUGAACGUUGCCCGAACAUCUCGUGUACACGUGUGACGGACUGAGUCUUUCGGCUGGUUAUGGCAAACACUCGUGGUUAGGUGGUUACGAGGAGGAAAGAUGAAGACCGAAGUGGAGACAGACCCAGAGUGCACGGACAGUAUCCUCUGUUCGAACAACAACAAUAACACAACUACCAAUAACAACAACAACGUGACUAACAGCAAGAAGAUCGGUACCGGUAUUGGAAACAACGAAGGUCACGAUGGAAUGGAAAUGGAUUGCGGUGGUUGCGGCGAAAGCGUUCGCGAACGCACCGUCCUCUGUGUAGGGGGUCGUACCUGGCAUUCCAGGUGCCUCAAGUGUUGCGCCUGUGCGAGACCGUUGCACGAUCAACAUUCGUGUUUCCUCCGAGGGAUGAGACUUUAUUGCAGGCACGACUACGCCCUGACGUUCGGAGCAAAGUGUGCAAAGUGUGGACGUAGCGUCGGCGCGGGUGACUGGGUCAGAAGAGCCCGAGAGAGGGUUUAUCAUUUAGCCUGUUUCGCCUGCGACGCGUGUUCGCGACAAUUGUCAACGGGGGAGCAAUUCGCCCUUCUCGAUGCCCGGUUGCUCUGCAAGGCUCAUUAUCUGGACGUCGUCGAAGGGAACAACACUUCGUCCUCGGAGGACUGCGAUUCGGAACACGGAGGGAAGGGCAGCAAGACGAAAAGGGUCAGGACGACCUUCACCGAGGAACAACUUUCCGUUUUGCAAGCCAACUUUCAGUUGGACAGCAACCCCGACGGACAGGACCUCGAAAGGAUAGCACACGUCACGGGUCUCAGCAAAAGGGUCACGCAAGUCUGGUUCCAGAACUCGAGGGCCAGGCAAAAGAAACAUAGCGGCAAGAUUAAAACACAAAUGCACCAUUCGCCACCGAUGCAGCAUCAUCCAGGAGAGUUUUAUCCUUCUGGGGUGAACAUGGUGGGCGCCUAUUUGGGUGGAUAUCAGGGUGGUAGCGCAGGAAGCGAAAGUCCCGGAAGUCCGCUGACGCCGCUCACCCCUUUAACACCUUUAACACCCACGACGCCGAAUCACCUUCAACCCCAGUUCUGUCAUCAAACGGGACUAUGUUGUAACACUCGAAGAUAAAAGCAAGAUCCUAGAUUCUCAGGGAGGAAGCAAAUUUUUCAUUUGUUUACAAUGUUAGGUUUUUCAUUGUAUUUUUCUGGAGAAUCUCUUUGAAUUCUAGGACGAGAGUGAACGAACCGUGAGGUUCCUCUUUUUUGUACAUACCAAAAACUGUUUGGAAAAUAAGGAGCAAUGGUGAUAAUAUAAAUAGGAUAAUUUGAUUGGUGAGGAUUGUAGUUAAUGAAUAGACGAAGGUGAUUAUUUAUUGCGUUUCGAUUGUAAUAGUUCUUAGUUCGAAGUUCUUUGGAAAAUGAUGUUUUGUACGUUUUACGUAAGUGCAAUCGACGGACUUUAUUGGUGGUAUAUUUAUUGCGUGGAGAGUGCGUGAU